CUUGGAAAUAGGAAUUAGUUCAUAUUGGGAAAACAAUUAGAAACUUAACGCAUGCCAACGGCGACGUUUUUGAGAAUCUUCCCGGCUUUUGUUUCUGGCCACGCGCCAAUCUAAAACCCUAGCAAAAUCUCAGAGCGUAACGCCAUCAAAGUUGUGCGUUUCGGUUAAGCUGUCCGGGAUAUACCAAAACGCUAGUAGCGAUCUCUUUGGCAAAAAUCCCAAUCUAACCCAUCGGCGGUCUCAAACUCAAUGGAUGUGGUGGUGGCUUCGUCGUCGAUCGAAGCAGGCAUCGGCUGCUGGGACCUACACACCGGCGCCGAGCAGCUCCGCUACAAGCUCUGCGCCUCUCCGCCUCACGGCCUUGUCUGCGUCGGUCAACGGUUCCUAGCCUCGUCUCAGCUCCGCGAGCCCUCCGCCUCCGGCUCUGUCCAGUACUGGUCUUGGUCUAAGCCUCAAGUUGAUGUUAAGAGCUUCCCAGCAGAACAAAUCAAGCCGCUCGCUGCUAACAGUGAGGGCACGUAUAUUGUUGGCGGAGGUUUAUCUGGGAAUAUCUAUUUGUGGGAGGUUGCUAGUGGUAGACUGCUUAAGAAAUGGCAUGCUCACUACAGAGCUGUCAGUUGCUUGGUAUUUUCAGAUGAUGACUCUCUUCUAAUUUCGGGGUCGGAGGAUGGAGGCAUUAGAGUUUGGUCCCUUUUAUUAAUAUUUGAUGAUUUUCGAAGGCAACAGCGAAGCCAACUAUACGAGCAUGAUUUUACAGGGCACGCUCUAUGUGUAACAGAUGUCGUCACAGGAUACGGUGGAGGCAAUGCCAUUAUCGUGUCUGCGUCACUGGAUCGCAGAUGUAAGGUUUGGAGUAUAUCAAAAGGGAAACUAUUGAGAAAUAUUGUUUUCCCCACAAUAGUUGAUGCAAUUGCACUGGAUCCUGGUGAACAUGUCUUCUUUGCCGGUGGUAGAGAUGGCAAGAUAUACGUUGCUGCACUUAAUGCUGAAAGCACAUCUGACAGCAAGCAUGGGUUGCAUAUCAUCAAUUGUUUCUCAAAUCACAGCAAUACUGUAACUUGCUUAGUGUACAGUAUUUCUGGAAAUUGUUUGAUUUCUGGAUCGGAGGAUGGCGUGGUUCGAGUUUGGGAUGCUAAAUCUCAUAACAUCGUCCGUGUGUUCAAACAUGCAAAAGGUCCAGUGAACAAUAUUCUAGUCAUUAGACAACAACUUUCUCAGAUGAAUUCGCAAUCUUCCUCCAGAAGGCAUGGUUCAUCAUUGCCACCUCCACUGGAAAAGUAUCCAAUAGCUGAAGACCCAACAGACCUUAUGGCUGUCAUUGGUCGCCAGGCUACAUGCAGUAAUUCUACAGAAGCAUUGUACCUCAGGUCUGAUGUGAUUAAUGGCCAAAUCAAAGAGCUUCAGCAACAAGGUUCUGCCUCAGCCGAAAUGGAGAUCGAGAGACUAAAGCAUGAUUACGAAAGAUCAAUACAAAUGGUUCAGCAGUGGAAGAAAAUGUACGACAACUUGCAUCAGUUCUGUGUAAAUGAGCUUUUGGAUGGUGAUCAAGUAGGAAUCCCAAAUGGAAAUGCCGCCUGAAAAUAGGUACCCGAUAGCUUCCAAUCCGUAAAUGGUUACAAGAUGCACCGUUUGUUCUUGUUUUGUCUUUGUGAUCAGUUUCCACAUUCUUAAAUUUUUGUCUCUCUUUUCCUUUUUCCUCCUUUUUGGUUGACUAAACAAAUUAUUCUAUGAAAGGUUAGUUAAGAGAUGAGAUUGCAUAUCCUUUUAAGUUCUGAUUCAUUUUAGCCUUGUGUCGGUAAGAGAACUAUUAAGUGGUAACUUUUACUUAUGAAUUGUUGAGUUUUGAUUCAAAUGAAAUACGAGUAUCUCUUUACAGGUAA
Molecule: messenger RNA, 1880 nt
Organism: Prunus dulcis (almond)
Lineage: Eukaryota; Viridiplantae; Streptophyta; Magnoliopsida; Rosales; Rosaceae
Product: protein ROOT INITIATION DEFECTIVE 3
Exons: 8
Coding region: 250-1578 (442 amino acids)
Biological process (GO): rRNA processing; DNA-templated DNA replication
Cellular component (GO): nuclear pre-replicative complex
Molecular function (GO): protein binding
Source: RefSeq, a predicted model, not a curated record